This is a messenger RNA of Chironomus riparius, 2808 nucleotides long. NCBI's taxonomy places the organism in Eukaryota, Metazoa, Arthropoda, Insecta, Diptera, Chironomidae. The record is from the annotation of a GenBank genome assembly.
GAGUGCAUUCAAGAAUUUCAUCAACAACGAUCAAAAAAGUAAACAAUUGCGGUAAAUGUGAAUUAAUUAAAUAACCAUGAGUCGUAGAAGGCAGCCGAGUAGUGGAAGUGAAAGCUUAGACAGUGAGGAAGAACAGAGACGUAAUGAUAUUAAAGAACGUGACGAAUUUUCGAAGAGAUUAAAGGAAAAAGAUGAAUCAAAAACUAGAAAAAUUGUUGAAGCAUCUUCAGCCAAAAAGGCAUUCGAUGAAGCGGCUAAGAGAGCCAAACUAGACUCAAAAGAUAGAGAUACAUUAGUUCCAAAGCUUCGUGAACAAUCCAGACGAGAAUAUUUGAAAAAACGUAAAGAUGAUAAAGUUGAUGAGCUUGAAGCAGACAUAAUAGACGAUGAAUACCUUUUCGAGGACUCACAGCUUACAGAGAAAGAAAAGCGAGAUCGUGAAUACAAGAAAAGGAUUUUGGACAUAGCAAAACAACAUGAGAGGGCUAGAGGAAUUGAAAACAUCCAGCGCUAUCAUAUGCCAAAGGAUAUGAAAAAAGGCGAAAAAGGAGAGUAUAUAGAAGUUGAUGAACGAGAGAAAUUGCCUCAUUCAGAACAGAAAAAAUGGGAAGCUGAACAGUUAUCAUCAGCCUUAUUUUCAUUUGGUGCUAAAGAUUCAAAACAACAGCAAGAAUAUGAAUUAUUACUUGAAGAUGAAAUUGCUUUUGUACAGGCACUCACAAUGGAUGGAAGUAAGGACAAUGAAGCCAAGAAAGAAAUAUCAGAGACUGAAAGGAAGAAAAUGGAUAUAGAAGAGACAAAAAGAAGUCUGCCUGUCUUUCCAUUUAGAGAUGAUUUAAUUAGAGCAAUUCAAGAUCAUCAAGUGCUGAUUAUUGAAGGAGAAACUGGAUCUGGAAAGACUACACAAGUUCCACAAUAUCUCUAUGAAGCAGGUUUCACAAAAGAUGGCAAGAAAAUUGGAUGUACACAGCCUAGAAGAGUUGCUGCAAUGUCUGUAGCUGCUCGUGUUGCUGAAGAGAUGAAAGUCAAGUUAGGAAAUGAAGUUGGAUAUAGCAUUCGAUUUGAGGACUGUACGUCUGAAAGAACAGUUUUAAAAUACAUGACAGAUGGUACUUUACAUCGUGAAUUCCUUAGUGAGCCUGAUUUAGCAUCAUAUAGUGUUAUGAUUAUUGACGAAGCUCACGAAAGAACGCUGCAUACUGACAUCCUGUUUGGAUUAGUAAAAGACAUUUCUAGAUUUAGAAAAGAUUUAAAGCUAUUAAUUUCGAGUGCUACACUUGAUGCUGAAAAGUUUUCGUCAUUUUUUGAUGAUGCUCCAAUUUUCAGAAUUCCUGGCCGUCGAUAUCCAGUUGACCUUUAUUACACAAAAGCACCAGAAGCAGAUUAUAUCGAUGCAUGUGUCGUGUCCAUUUUACAAAUUCACGUAACACAACCAUUGGGUGAUGUUUUAGUCUUUCUCACGGGACAAGAAGAAAUUGAGACAUGUCACGAAAUACUUACGGAUCGAGUCAAACGAUUAGGUUCAAAAAUAAAGGAAUUGCUCAUAUUACCAAUUUAUGCCAACUUACCAUCAGACAUGCAGGCUAAGAUUUUCGAACCUACACCUCCGAAUGCUAGAAAAGUAAUUUUAGCCACAAAUAUCGCAGAGACAUCAUUAACAAUCGAUAAUAUCAUUUAUGUAAUUGAUCCAGGAUUUGCAAAGCAAAAUAAUUUUAAUUCAAGAACUGGAAUGGAGACUUUAAUGGUAGUUCCAAUAUCAAAAGCAUCAGCAAAUCAGCGUGCUGGAAGAGCUGGACGUGUCGCGCCUGGAAAAUGCUUCAGAUUGUAUACAGCAUGGGCAUAUCAGCAUGAAUUAGAAGAGAAUACAGUACCUGAAAUUCAAAGAAUUAAUCUUGGAAAUGCUGUUUUGAUGCUUAAAGCCUUAGGAAUUAAUGAUUUGUUACAUUUUGAUUUCCUCGAUCCGCCACCAACUGAAACAUUAGUGCUUGCAUUAGAACAAUUGUAUGCCCUCGGUGCACUAAAUCAUCAUGGGGAAUUAACAAAGAUGGGACGUCGUAUGGCUGAAUUUCCAGUCGAUCCAAUGAUGGCAAAAAUGCUGUUAGCAUCAGAAAAGUAUAAAUGCUCAGAGGAAAUUGUCUCCAUAGCUGCAAUGUUGUCAGUAAAUGGUGCAAUUUUUUAUCGUCCAAAAGAUAAGAUAAUCCAUGCAGAUACAGCACGUAAGAAUUUUAAUCAAAAUCAUGGCGAUCAUUUAAGUUUAUUAAAUGUAUACAAUCAGUGGGCUGAAAGUGACUAUAGUACACAAUGGUGCUAUGAGAACUUUAUCCAAUAUCGAUCAAUGAAAAGAGCACGUGAUGUACGGGAACAGCUUGUUAAUUUAAUGCAACGUGUAGAGAUUGAUAUAGUUUCAGGCGUAACGGAAUCAAUAAAUAUCCGUAAAGCAAUUACAUCUGGAUAUUUUUAUCAUAUAGCGAAAUUCUCUAAAGGUGGACAUUAUAAGACUGUUAAGCAUAAUCAAACUGUCAUGAUUCAUCCAAAUUCAGCACUUUUUGAGGAUCUACCUAGAUGGGUGCUUUAUCAUGAACUAGUGUUUACUACAAAAGAAUUUAUGAGACAAGUUAUUGAAAUUGAGAGUAAAUGGCUGUUGGAAGUAGCUCCACAUUAUUACAAAGCAAAGGAACUAGAAGAUUCAACAAACAAAAAGAUGCCCAAAGUUGUCGGAAGAUCAGGUCCUUCAGAUGCUUAAAUAACUUGUAGAAUUUAUUUUUGAUCUGAAAUAAAAUAAUUUAAAGAAUUUUUUUGUGUGCUUGC